Messenger RNA from Cooperia oncophora, 438 nucleotides. NCBI's taxonomy places the organism in Eukaryota, Metazoa, Nematoda, Chromadorea, Rhabditida, Trichostrongylidae. The record is from the annotation of a GenBank genome assembly.
AUGGGUCUGCUUAAUUUGACCUCUUCAGCCAAAGACGCUAUUCUUGGACAAGUGCAGCACCCGAAGAGCUACCAACGUAUCCAAGAAAUCGAAGCGCCCAAGCCAAAACCACAAGAGCUCCCAGAAGCACCAAAAGAGGUGCCGACAUUCGUCAAGCAACUGGGUCCAGCUAUUCAGUGCAACGAAGGAGACAACAUUUAUCUCGAAGCUCAGGUUGCACCGGCCGACGACAACACUCUCACGUACGAAUGGCUAGUAAACGGACGUCCGCUAAUGAAAGCACAUCGUUUCGUCCUAUCACAAGAUUUUGGCUACAUCGCUCUGAAUAUUCUCUAUUGUUACCCAGAAGACAGCGGAACUUACACUCUAGUCGUCAGAAAUGCCGCAGGAGAAGCACAAUCCACGGUCGAUAUUGAUUGCCGAAUCGAUCCAGCCAAC